This is a messenger RNA of Penaeus indicus, 1215 nucleotides long. RefSeq lists its product as uncharacterized. Gene Ontology annotation, biological process: DNA integration. The record is from RefSeq and is a predicted model, not a curated record. The transcript is spliced from 3 exons. Bases 1 to 1215 code for a protein of 404 amino acids. Lineage: Eukaryota; Metazoa; Arthropoda; Malacostraca; Decapoda; Penaeidae. Gene Ontology annotation, molecular function: nucleic acid binding.
AUGGCGAGAUGGUGGAAGAUCUUUCUCCCAGGAAGUGCGGAUCCUCAAGCUGAGAAGAAAAAUCAAAUAACUCAGCUUAGAACAUUCAUUGGCAUACUGGAGUUACGGAUCCUCAAGCAGUGUCCCUUCUAUGUGAAGUGUUCCCGCUUCCUUACCGACGCUGAGACACGUUAUGCCACCAUCGAAUUAGAGUUGCUCGCCGCCGUCUGGGCCACAUCUAAGUGUAAACCAUACUUGAUUGGAGGCCCGAACUUCACACUGAUGACCGACCAUAGGCCGCUGAUACCGAUCCUCAACAAGUACACGUUGGACGCAGUAGAGAAUCCCCACCUCCAACGCCUUAAGGAGCUCCAGUCAACCAGCCCACACCAGAAGAUGAGAAGCAGCGACACCGACACUCACUUGAGGAGUGUAGUGACCUGUAAUGCUAUCAGUACCAUCACCGACUCCAAGAAUCAAGACGCCGAUAGAACUCUGGAAGGGUUACGAGAAGCAGCAAGUGCAGACCCUACGUACUGCAGGCUCAAGAAUUGUGUAACCAUUGGGUUCCUCUGUAACCGUCAGGACCUACACAAUUUGUUGCUCCCUUACUGGAAGCUUCGAGACAGCCUUUCUGCCGAUGGGGAACUGGUCUUGUAUGGCCAAAGAACUGUGAUACCGACCACUCACCGUCGCCGUACACUCGCUCGCCUACACGACAAUCACCGUGGGGUGGAAGCGACGAAAUGCAGGGCACAUCAGACCGUAUUUUGGCCUGGGAUCGACGCUGACAUUACCAGCACAGUUCAAGCCUGCCAGCCAUGUCAGGUCACGCAACCCAGCCAACAGCAAGAGACCAUGCAAAACGACGAUAACCCUACGAGGCCUUUUGAGUCUGUGUCCGCCGACUUCUUCACAAUUGCUGGGAAGUCUUUACUGGUAAUUGCGGAUCGAAUCUCUGGCUGGCCCGUCGUCGUUCCCUGUGGUGCCUCAUCUACAGCAUCACGCACCACACGCAUGUUCUGCUGUUACUUCAGGGGUGUUGGUGUUCCCCUCCGCUUGAGGACUGAUGGAGGACCCCAGUUCACCAGCUCUGAGUUCCAAGAGUUCAUGAAAAGAUGGGUCGUACACCACGUGGUAUCCUCACCACAUUUCCCCCAAUCGAACGGACACGCCGAGGUACCUCCUCAUGAAGACGGCGCCCUCCGGCAACCUGGACAGCGAAGACUUCGAUAG